Messenger RNA from Protopolystoma xenopodis, 291 nucleotides. NCBI's taxonomy places the organism in Eukaryota, Metazoa, Platyhelminthes, Monogenea, Polystomatidea, Polystomatidae. The record is from the annotation of a GenBank genome assembly.
AUGUCUGUCACACAAGUCCCGAUUGAACGGCCACGGCUGGCGUCUGGCCUGACAGGAUUGACGAGAAAAAACGGUGCCCAAGAUGGCGGUAGAUGUGAAGCGAAACUGAACAAAGCCAACCAGUCGUCCCGAGCUCUUGAAACUCUGCCCAACAGACCAGCUCUUCUUUCCGACCUGCGUCUGGGCGGCUUUUGGGCCUGUCUCCAAGACUGUGCCAAAGUCUGUCCAAGUCAGACGGCCGCGACACUAAUCGUCAACAUGUGGUACUCCAUCCGCCACAAGUGUUGCUGA